GCACACUAAUAUAUGGGGUAUCGGUCUAGUAAGUAUAUCGAAACGACUGGGAGAUCACCUCUUAUAAUUUAUUGUUGAUUUUUGACUUUUGGAAUAGUUAAUGUUCAACGCGUUGACCCUGUACCAUACUGACGAUGAGGACUGGCAACCACGAAUAUGUCGCAUAACAAUGCCAGACGGCACAGAUAAAGACCUUAACACAUGGGCUCCGUUCUUGGUCGGCGAUGAGGUUUACGAGGAAUUCACACACUAUGGUGUCGAUCUGCGCACGUUGAUAGCCCGCUGUAUGGCCGACGAUCGCGAAGACCGGCCAGCCCUAAACGAGCUUCUUACUACUAUCCAGGCGAGUAUUGCGCGGGACGAUGCGAUGGCAUUUGAGACCGAAAGAAGAUUUCAAAUAGAAAGAGCAGCAGAUCCCACUAGGCAGAGGCCGCCCGUGGAUGUUACAAGACCUCCUGAGGUGGAAGAUGAUGCGUUAUUGAGCAGGUUCUUCCAGGAGUAUAUCCGAGACCCGCCCGCGAGAGAAGAUCCAUACGAUGGGCUUUGGGACCAGUAGUCAUAGAAAUGAAUUAACCUAAGGGGGCUUCGGAGCAUAUUAUAGCGG
Messenger RNA from Daldinia loculata, 604 nucleotides. RefSeq lists its product as uncharacterized. Bases 101 to 556 code for a protein of 151 amino acids. The transcript has a single exon. Lineage: Eukaryota; Fungi; Ascomycota; Sordariomycetes; Xylariales; Hypoxylaceae. The record is from RefSeq and is a predicted model, not a curated record.